This is a messenger RNA of Rhizoctonia solani, 1416 nucleotides long. RefSeq names its product ricin-type beta-trefoil lectin domain protein. The record is from RefSeq and is a predicted model, not a curated record. The transcript has 4 exons. Bases 1 to 1416 code for a protein of 471 amino acids. Lineage: Eukaryota; Fungi; Basidiomycota; Agaricomycetes; Cantharellales; Ceratobasidiaceae.
AUGAAUCCUAUUGCCUCCAUUUUGCCUGAUUCACCACGUCGUCAAAUGCCCGAAGCCAUUGGGAUUGAACCUGGGGAUAGAACUCGGAGCCGCCCCAGCUCUCGUCCAAGGCGCUCUUCCCUCACCGGAAGAACUCGGGGAAACGGGCAUAACCCCGUACCUGCUGGUGACAACGAAAACGUUAUGCUCAGUAGUAUGGCCGAAAGCUCCUAUUUUUCAGGAGAUAGAGACGGGAAUAGCGUUCCGGUGUCCCAUUCUUUUGAUGUCAACGAACAGCCGGUUCAUUUCAGUCUCCUUCCCUUUGGGCCAAGCCGUAGGCGCUCCAGCCUUGCGACUAACAGCACAAGCAUUUCGACUCCUCCCCCGAUGUACACUGGGUACGGAACUUCCAGAGCACCAGCAACUGAACCGAUUCCACAGCAUGCGCAGUUCAACACCUUUCUUCAAGUAGGGGAGCAUGGACAGGGGCAAUCGCUCAACCCAUUCAGUGUCCCGGAUUCUGGUUUGCGGCAGCGUAACCCUUAUUCCGCCUACUAUACUAGUCCUAUUGUACCUCCUCAGCCUUCAGUGGGAGCGGGAUCAUCGAUCGAGGGCUUUGGUAUGCAUAGAUAUGCUCCUGGACGGACGAGUAUGAUCCAGCCGCACCAUCUGCAAGAUUGGGAAGACGAAGAUGAAGAACCUCACUCGAGUAGAUAUCACGUGCGGACAGACUGGGAUCCUGAAGAUGAGUAUGAUGAUCCUGAACCAAGCGUUGCAGCACGUCGACCCUACAGUGAUGUAACUUUGCCUGGAUACCAUCCUCCGAGCCGUAUUAUCUAUCCUGAAGGCCACGGAUCGGACCAAAAUGCUCAUUCUCAAACUAUGAUUACCGUUGAAAGUGACACAGGGGGGAAGAAAUUCAUAAACGAGAAUAUAUGCCCCAUGGAACAACGCCGCUCGUUCAUCCUUGUCCUCGCCAAGGCUCUCUUGCAGCUCCAAGCCCCUUCCCAUCGAAUUGAGAACCAGUUGGAGGCUGCUGCACGUGUUUUGGAAGUUCCCGCCGAGUUCCUGCAUUUGCCGUCGUUGGUGAUUGUUAGCUUUGGAAGUCUUGAUGGAGAAAAUGGCGCACCGGCAGUAGACAAACCGCGCAAGUUUAGCUUCAGUUCAAACAAGAUUAAAUCAGCGAUUGUCAUGGCAGUACUGGGGAAGAGCAAACGGGAGAAUACAGGGGAUGAAAACCAACAAGAUAAAACGGCCGAGGAUGAGCGAGUACGAGAUCGAAAAGGACCAACCCAGGCAACAACGUUCGGAAUUCGGGUCCACAUCGUUAAAAGCGGUGGAAAAAUGGAGCUCGGAAAGCUUCAUGAGCUUCAUAAGAUAUAUCGCAAGGUUGUGCACGACGAAAUAUCAGCUCAGGAUGGGAGAAUUAAGUAUUGA